Molecule: messenger RNA, 4794 nt
Organism: Salvelinus fontinalis (brook trout)
Lineage: Eukaryota; Metazoa; Chordata; Actinopteri; Salmoniformes; Salmonidae
Product: zinc finger protein 883-like
Exons: 2
Coding region: 1064-2926 (620 amino acids)
Biological process (GO): regulation of transcription by RNA polymerase II
Molecular function (GO): RNA polymerase II cis-regulatory region sequence-specific DNA binding; DNA-binding transcription factor activity
Source: RefSeq, a predicted model, not a curated record
ACGUCACAGUAGCAGCAUUCCCUUAAAGUCGCAGACCGCCAUCUACUGACUGGAGUGGGUAACGCAGCUGAGUAAAAUCUAUAUUUUAUUUUCAGACAAAAAGUUAAUCGGUAGGAAACAUUAGUUUUUACCCACCAAUGUAACAACACAGUAUGAUUAAAGACUUAGUAACUUAGUUGUAGUCACGAUAUGGUUACCUAUACGUACAAACAGUUAUGCUACGCGUACAUAAUCACCUGUAAAAGUCCAUUCUAUUUUUCAUUUUUUCAUAUUGGCCAUAAAAGUCACAAAGUUUGAAGGCCCGCCUACUCGUGUGAUGACACUAAUACCGCUUUACUGUUCUCGGAAAAUGACCAAUCAGAUGAGGGUAUGUGAUGACGCGUAUGCCGACAGGCUUGCAGGGCCAGACAAGAGAAUUGCAUUUAUGCAUAUAUAUACUUACCUUUAUUUAACUAGGCAAGUCAGUUAAGAACCAAUUCUUAUUUACAAUGACGGCCUACCAGGGGGAACAGUGGGUUAACUGCCUUGUUCGGGGGCAGGACGACAGAUUUUUACCCUGUCAGCUCGGGGAUUCAAUCCAGUAGUCUUUUGGUUACUGGCCCAACGCUCUAACCUGCCGCUCCAAUACAUGAUAGGAGUACACACAUUUUUUUUUUGACCAUUAGAUAAAAAAAAUAUAUACAUAACAAUAAACAAAUAAAUCAAAUUAUUUUGCAUCAUUGUCUCACUAAUUAUUAAUUUAGAAAGUUUACAGGGCAGGACUCUUAUUCUGAAGGAUUCUAAAAAUCCGCGACCUGGAAGUACUUAGUUAAUUUGACCUGUUUCACGACAGUCUAGUCAGUCACCUCUGUGGCUUGCUAUCCAACAUAGUCGAAACAUUGGAGCUCUUUAGACGCUUUCAGUGUAUAUUUUCCUCUGUGUUUUAAACUUCUUUCGUGUAGCUAGUUGCCACAUUUAAGUUCAUAUUUACGUUGUUAGUCAGGUAGCUAGCUAGCUGGCUUGCUAAGUUAGCUUAGCACCAGGCUACUCGUUAAUGCCAACUAGCUAGCUAGUAUCACCAACUAUGAGCUCACUAAGCUACUCCCCUCUUGUUAGAGAAGAGGGGAUCUGCUGGACGGAGAAAGAAGCUCUGGGGCUGAACAUUGUCAUGAAAGAAAAGGAGGAGGAUAUUACAGUAAAAGCGGAGGAAAAAGCUUUCAGAAUGAAAGAGGAGGUAGAGGAUGUUACAGUGAAAGAAGAGGAAUCUUUUAGACUGAAAGAGGAAGAGGGGAUAGAGACUGUCACAGUGGAAGAAGAGGAAGUAGAAGUUUUCAGAAUGAAAAAGGAGGAAGAGGAGGAUGUUACAGUGAAAGAAGAGGAAUGUUUUAGACUGAAAGAGGAAGAGGGGAUAGAGACUGUCACAGUGGAAGAAGAGGAAGUAGAAGUUUUCAGAAUGAAAAAGGAGGAAGAGGAGGAUGUUACAGUGAAAGAAGAGGAAUGUUUUAGACUGAAAGAGGAAGAGGGGAUAGAGACCGUCACAGUGGAAGAAGAGGAAGUAGAAGUUUUCAGAAUGAAAAAGGAGGAAGAGGAGGAUGUUACAGUGAAAGAACCUUUUGGAGUGGAAGAGGAAGCUAUCUUACGUAAAGAGGAGGAGGAAGACGUAUUGGGAGAUGAAGAGGAGGUAGAGGAAGAGGAAGCUAUCUUACGUAAAGAGGAGGAGGAAGACAUAUUGGGAGAUGAAGAGGAGGUGGAAGGAGGGGAAGAGGAAGCUAUCUUACGUAAAGAGGAGGAAGACGUAUUGGGAGAUGAAGAGGAGGUGGAAGGAGAGGAAGAGGCGACUGAAGAUCUGAUUAACACCAGAGAUAAACCAGACUCUCACUCUGACAGCGGGAAGAGUCCUUCAGGGGAUCCAGACCCAGAGAUUCCCAAACCAGCGACACGACACAACUGCUCCCAGUGUGGAAAGAGUUUUAAGUGGUUAUGUAAGCUCAAAGAGCAUGUGAGAACACACACAGGAGAAAAGCUCUUCCAAUGCUCCCAUUGUGAAAAGAGAUUUAACCAGUCAUCACUUCUGAAAGAGCAUGAGAAAAUACACACAGGAGAGAAGCCCUUCCAAUGUUCUCAGUGUGGAAAGGGUUUUACAUGGUUAAGGCACCUGAAAGAGCAUGAGAGGAUACACACAGGAGAGAAGCCUUUCCAUUGCUCCCAGUGUGGAAAGCGUUAUACCCGAUUAGCACACCUAAAAAUACAUGAGAGAAUACACUCUGGAGUGAAGGCUUACCUCUGUUCCCAGUGUGGAAAGAAUUUUAGGUGGUUAGAGAACCUGAAGCAGCAUGAAAGGACACACACGGGGGAGAAGCCUUACCAUUGCUCUCAGUGUGGAAAGGAUUUUACCACAUUAGGGAACGUAAAAGAGCAUAAGAAGAAACACACAGGAGAAAAACCUUUACAAUGUUCCCAGUGUGGAAAGAGAUUUACACAUUUAGGAAAUCUAAAAAGGCAUGAAGGAAUACACACAGGAGAAAAACUCUACCACUGCUCUCAGUGUGGAAAGAGUUUUACCCAGUUAGGGUAUUUGAAAAAACAUGAGAAAAUACAUUCUGAAGAGAAGCCUUAUCCCUGUUCCCACUGUGGAAAGAGUUUUAGGUGGUUAGGGGACCUGAAAGAGCAUGAGAGGACACACACAGGGGAGAAACCUUACCAUUGCUCCUUGUGCGGAAAGGAUUUUACCAAGUUAGGGAACCUAAAAGAGCAUAAGAAGAAACACACAGGCGAAAAGCCUUACCAAUGCUCCCUGUGUGAAAAGACUUUUACGCAGUUAGGGGGCCUGAAAUAUCACGAGGGCACACACACAGAAAAAAAGACCUACCACUGCUCUCAGUGUCAAAAGACAUUUACCCGAUUAGGGAACCUGAAAAAGCAUGAGAGAAUACACACACUCAGGUGAGGAUACGACCGUUCACUGCUCCCAGUGUAGAAAGAGUUUAGGUCAGUUAGGGAACCUGAUUGAGCAUGAAAAACACAUACAGCAGAGAAGCCUUACUGCUGCUCUAAUUACGGAAAGACAUUGUCCCGGUCAGAGGGCCUGAAAUCACAUGACAGAAUAGAGACUGUGUUCUGAAAUGUGUGUUUUGUUUAUACCACAUGAAAUCAUAUUGUUUUUAUGAAAUCAUGUUUAUAUGAAAUCAUCUUUAUAUGAAAUCAUGUUUUGAUUAUGACAUGUUUUGAUUAUGACAUCAUGUUUUGAUUCUGAUUCUGAUUGAUGGAACCCUUAGAUGUUCAUAAUUGUGUUCCAAUUGUUCAUUAUAUAUUUUGGCGCUCCCGAGUGGUGCAGCGGUCUGAGGCACUACAUCUCAGUGCUUGAGGCGUGCACUACAGACCCUGGUUCGAUUCCAGGCUGUAUCACAACCGGCUGGGAUUGGGAGACCCAUAGGGCGGCUCAAAAUUGGCCCAGCAGCGGUCGGGUUAGGGUUUGGACAGGGUUUGCCGUCAUUGUGAAUAAGAAAUCGUUCUUACCUGACUUGUUUAGUUAAUGGUUAAUUAUUUUUUAUAUUUUUUAUUAUAAGAUGUUCAUUAAUACGAUUUGGAUAUAUUCAAAAUGUAAAUUAUAAAUGGAUGAAUAGAAUGAUAUUUUAAAUAUACUUUUUUUUAAAAUUCUAACCUUAACCUCUCAUGAGUGUGGCCGUGUCAUCUGACCGUGCCACCGAUUCUAAUCCAAGUGCCAAAGAACUGUACCCAGUACCGCAACGUUUUAGCCAAACGCCUGGUUGCCUCUGCCAGGAGGCUGACACUUGAGGCCACUGUGUUCUGGUUGCCUCUGCCAGGAGGCUGACACUUGAGGCCACUGUGUUCUGGUUGCCUCUGCCAGGAGGCUGACACUUGAGGCCACUGUGUUCUGGUUGCCUCUGCCAGGAGGCUGACACUUGAGGCCACUGUGUUCUUGGGAAUCUUCAAUGCUGCAGACAUUUUUUUGGUACCCUUCGCAGAUCUGUGCCUUCGACACAAUCCUGUCUCGGAGCUCUUCGGAGAAUUAUUUCGGCUUCAUGGCUUGGUUUUUGCUCUGACAUGCACUGUCAACCUUUUAUAGAUAGGUGUGUGCCUUUCCAAAUCAUGUUCAUUCAAUUGAAUUUACCACAGGUGGAGUCCAAUCAAGUUGUAGAAGCAUCUCAAGGAUGAUCAAUGGAAACAGGAUGCACCGGCGCUCAAUUUCAAUUCUCAUUGUAAAGGGUCUGAAUACUUAUGUAAAUAAGGUAUUUCUGUUUUUUUAUUUGUAAUAAAUUUGCAAAAAUGUAAAACCUGUUUUCUCUUUGUCAUUGAGGUAUUGUGUGUAGAUUAGUAAAAAAAAGAAGUGUUUAAUCCAUUUUAGAAUAAGGCUGUAACGUAACAAAAUGUGGGAAAGGUGAAGGGGUCUGAAUACUUUCCAAAUGCACUGUAGAUGGUGAUGCUAGGAGUUCUGGAUAAUGUUUGUGGGUGAAGGAUGGGUAGCCUACUUCCAGUCCUUCUUGACUUGUAGCUACCCUGGCUAGCUGUAUUAUUUUGGUCUGGCUUUUUGAGAGGUUUGGGAGAUAAACUGAUUAGUCAUAAUAGAAUGUGGAGCUCUCUGGUAGUCAUAAUAGAAUAUGGAGCUCUCUGGUAGUCAAAAUAGAAUAUGGAGCUCUCUGAUAAUAGAAUAUGAAGCUCUCUGAUAGUCAUAAUAGAACAUGGAGCUCUCUGAUAGUCAUAAUAGAACAUGGAGCACUCUGGUAGUCAUAAUAGAAUAUGGAGCUCUCUGAUAAUAGAAUAUGGAGCUCUCUAGUAGUCGUAAUAGAAUAUGGA